Messenger RNA from Diatraea saccharalis (sugarcane borer), 2842 nucleotides. Lineage: Eukaryota; Metazoa; Arthropoda; Insecta; Lepidoptera; Crambidae. The record is from the annotation of a GenBank genome assembly.
AUGACGGAUACGCGUUCGUCGUCGGCGUUGUUCAAGCGGGCUGAGCAGCUCAAGCGAUGGGAGGAAUCCGACACCAACAAACAGUCACCGACACCAAAACGCGCCUCAAGAAUUCAGUUCUCAUCAGGGAUAGUCUUCCUGGCGGCAUGUACUGCUGGGGACAAAGACGAGGUGCUGCGCCUGUUGAAGAUGGGCGCAGACAUCAACACAGCAAACGUGGACGGCCUUACCGCUCUCCAUCAGGCGUGCAUAGAUGACAACUUGGACAUGGUAGAGUUCCUGGUGACGCACGGCGCUGACGUGAACCGCGGCGACAACGAAGGCUGGACCCCGCUCCACGCGACUGCCUCAUGUGGAUUCCUCAGUAUAGCCAGGUAUCUGUUGGAAAACGGUGCCGAUGUGGGAGCAGUCAAUUACGAUGGGGAACUCCCCGUCGACAUCGCUGAGAGCGACGCCAUGGAAGAGAUGCUACAGAAAGCCAUUAACGAUAAAGGUGUUGACUGUGAGAAAUCACGUAACGCCGAAGUGGACACGUUGAUGAGCGACGCGAAGAAUUGGGCGGCGAACGGAUAUGUAGAGGUCCGCGAUCCGAAAACGGGCGGUACGCCUUUACACGUCGCCGCCGCUAAGGGAUACAUCGACGUCGCUAAAACUCUCCUCGAAGAUUGCAACGCUGAGCCGGACUGCAUGGACUACGAGGGGUGGACGCCGCUGCACGCGGCCGCCCUCUGGGGGCAAAAGGAAGCGGCAGCUUUACUACUCAAGUACGGCGCCGAUCCACACUUGAAGAACUACUCGGGGCAAACUUGUGUAGAUCUUGUGGAUCCCAGCAUAUCGUCAUGGCUCACCGAAGCUGUAUCGAAACUGCCUCGUCGCGUCAACAACAAUAAUAAUAACAAGAGAAAACGAAGCCCACCAAAAUACGACUGCAAACGAGUCGUGGAAUUACACAUAACGGGACAAAACGACAAUCAAGUCAACGACAAAUCGCCCGUCGAGAUAAUACCGAUACCGAAGCCGGACGGUAAACCGCCCAAAGCGAGAGCGCCCUCACCAGAAGCUCAGCCUGAAGCCGAAGAGACCGCAUCGUGGAGACGAUCGGCUUCGUUCAGAAGGCAGCAGGAGGCAAACAGAGAUAACGCCAAACCAGUGAACAACGCCUUAGACAACGACACAAUAUUGAGAAGAACGCAUAGUUUCGAAAACGACAAGACCUUCUACCAGCGGUACCGGGACGUGACGGCGCGUAUAAAGGCCUCCUCGUGUCCAUCGAUCCCGCCGCUGCCGACCGACAGGAAGGAAACUAACACUAACGACGACGCCCAGAACAGAAUAAACGCAACGGAUAGAAGAGAGAGAGACGCCAACACAUGGACCGCUCCUGCUACGACAACCGCAAACAAUAACACAACCACUACGAAUAUCACAUCACAGACGACAACGACAAUAAGGAGGUCGUUUGUACCGCCGGUACGUGAUGAAGAGAGCGAGACGCAAAGGAAAGCGCACGCCAAACGCGUCCGCGAAACGCGGCGUUCCACGCAAGGUGUGACAUUGGAUGAAAUAAAAUCGGCUGAACAACUGGUGAAGAAGAAAGCGGGCAAUGGAACAUCGGAAAGUCCAUCGCCGACUAGUAUGAAGAAAACCGAAGAUACACCGGUACCCGCCAAUAACGACAACGGCUCGGCGCGCGGUGGCGGUGACGCUGCGGUAUCGCUCGCACUGGCGUCGGCGACCGCGACCGCGACCGCAACGAUAGCGGCGAACAGCGAGCGGCGCCCGUCGUGGCGGCUGCGGCUAGAUCCAGCUAACAAGUUCGAGUUAGAGGAUGCGGGACGGUCGUCGCCGCGGCCGCCCGCCGCCGCGACGGAGACCACAGUGACAUUGCCGCUCAGGCGUCCGCCUGCUGGCUCCACUGCCAACACUGCUGCGCCCACGGCCAAAGAGGAUAGAGAGAAAGCGGACGACGAGAAGGAACGUGAAAGCAGUACGGAGAGCAAGAGUUCUAGUAAUGCGUCCCCGGCGAGUACGCAGGCCGCCCUUAACGUCAUACAGCGCAGGCGCAGGCCCAAGAGACGGUCCACGGGCGUCGGUCACGUCGACAUGGAGGACAUCGUGAAUGAUCGCGGCGGAGGCGGUGAAAGCGGUGAUGGAGAUGCGGAUACAGAAACGAUGCAGGUAAGGAUAUUUCAGCCGAUUUGAUGCUGUAUGGAUCAUCAUCACCAGCCCUUUUACGUUCCUACUGCAGGGGCUCAGGCCUUUCUUAUGGAUGGUUAAGGAGGAUGAGCCAUGACCCUCCACGCUGGCCCAAUGCGGAUUGGAGGGUAUUAACGACUGAAAAUGCAGCCGGGACAAAUACCUUAACGACAACGAUCGCGGGCCGCGGCGCUUUACCACUACGCCACCGAGCUACUUCUGCCUGUAUGGAUAGACGCCUAUUAAUGUUUAAAAGUUGACCUUAAUCCGGCAUUUGGUACUGGCGUUCGUCUAUGUUUUAAGAACGUGAAAAAACGUCGUUGGCUAAAUUCUGCAACGGUACACCGUGGUUACUCUAAUAUGGUUUCUAAAGUAAGGGUAAAAAAAAUGCAUUUCAUCGUCUACUUCAAGUUGAAUGACUGAUACCGAUUAACAAAAUUCGGAAUUUGAAUUGUGACGGGCUCUCAUACAAACGUUUAGCUUCUAUUUUAACCCCCUCGAUGUUGCGUUGUGUACGUUAACCCCUUCGAUGUUUCGUUGUGUACAUAAAGGGGCACCGAGGUAAAAGGCUUACGUCAGGCAAAAAAAAAAUGUUUUGAAUAUGCAACGAUAUUUUCUAGAGUCUAGGACCGUUCCAUCAUCAAUC